Messenger RNA from Hydractinia symbiolongicarpus, 1554 nucleotides. RefSeq names its product myeloid leukemia factor 1-like. Gene Ontology annotation, cellular component: cytoplasm; nucleus. Lineage: Eukaryota; Metazoa; Cnidaria; Hydrozoa; Anthoathecata; Hydractiniidae. The transcript has 6 exons. Gene Ontology annotation, biological process: regulation of DNA-templated transcription. The record is from RefSeq and is a predicted model, not a curated record. Bases 136 to 885 code for a protein of 249 amino acids.
GAACCACAAUUUGAUGUCAUAAACAAAUUCGAGAAAAUUCGUUUCACCGUCUAGUUUUAGCAGCUGCACUAUACUUUCGUUUUGUAACUUUAAAACCCUACAAAUAGCUGGCAGUUAUUUAACUUUUCAUCGUUAAUGAUGUUUGGAAGCUCUAUCUUUCGAGACGAUCCAUUCUUUAGCAACAAUGACAUUAUGUCCGACUUUCACAAUAUGGACAGAAUGAUGUCAGAGUUUCGUUCUUCAUUCGGUAUGCCUCAGAUGAUGAUUGGCGGUAGUAGACUCCCUAAUCGCAGGUCUAACGAACUAACACCUUUUGGUGGAAACAUGUUUUCUGGAAACAUGUUUGGAAAUAUGCAGACAAUGAUGUCUGAAAUGUCAAACAAUCCUUCUGCCCAUUCAUUCUCUUCGUCUCGAGUUAUUUCAUAUUCAAGUAAUGGAAAUGGAGAACCUAAAUACUACGAAGCUGCAUCAGAAACUACGCAAGGACCAAAUGGAGUGAGACAAACCCGACGCAGUGAGAGAAACUCUCAAACUGGUUUGAAUAAAUUGGCUAUUGGGCACCACAUAUAUGAUCGUGGCCAUGUUGUUGAGAGGAGCGUUAAUCGAAGAACAAACGAAAGAGAAGAAAAACACGAUUAUCUCAACAUGGAUGAAGAUGAGAAAGAUAGUUUUCAUCAAGAGUGGAGAAGCAAGGCCCGUUCGACCAUGCAUCAAGCAGGGGCAGACAGAAUUCAUCAUAAUCGACGUGAACCGAGAGCUUUAAAUAGUUCAGAAUACCACCGACAAAAUCUGGAACGAUCAAGACGACACAGGGAGCGACAAAAUCACGACGAAAAUCCCCGCCACUCGGAUGUUCGUUUUAACAGCCAUCUUGAUGAAAUAUAACUUCAGACGACAUUUUGAAGUUUUCUUGUGUGAAUUAAGUAUUGUGAAAAGAAUGAAAUUUAUUUAUUAAAACAUUUUUUGAGUAAAAAGAUAUAUGUCUAGUGUAGCGAAGUUGUUAUGUUUUGAACAUUUCCGGUGUAUGCAAUACAGAGCUUUGGUUUGUAUAGUAUGUUAUAUGAUAUAUCUUAUAGUUUGCUGUGCUAUGCUAUAUGCUAUGCUAUGCUAUGAUAUAUAAUAUAAAAUAUUAUAUACAACGCGAUAGGUAACUUAUAUGUUAAAGCUUUUAAGUAUUUUUUGAAAGUAAAGUUUCUGUUUUUUAAUUUUUGUUCACAGCUGUAUUUAACCAAGUCCUAUGCAUAACAAUUAGUUUUCAAAUCACUGUUAAUUGCGAAAUAUUAGUACGGUUACCCGCAAAACUUAUUACAACCAACCGACAUUUUUUUUUAUGUAUUUAGCAUGCUACAACAUCAGAUUGUAUGGUUUACAGAAUUCGUUCUGUGCAAAUAUCUUCUUGUGUUGUUCCGUUUUCGUAAGACAAGUGUCAAUUUCGUGUACAUUUUUUUUGCCAAAGUGGACUUCUUAUGCUGGUUUUUUAUAGAGCAUUUACCUAGAUUUAUGUAUAUACACGUGUGAUGAUCGACUGUUAAGCAAACUUGUUUUCUUGGUUAA